AUGGUCUCUCCGGAGAACACGAAUUGGCUCAGUGAUUACCCUUUGAUUGACGGUGCUUUCUCUGAUCAAAAUCCCUCUUUUCCAUGGCAGAUCGAGAACGUGGAUGGUUCUGCUAGUGUCAGUGUUGAAGUUGAUGGCUUCCUUUGUGAUUCAGAUGUGAUCAAAGAACCUGGCUCAAAGAAGAGGAUCAAAUCUGAAUCUUGCGCUGGUUCUAACUCAAAAGCGUGUAGGGAGAAACAAAGACGUGAUAAGCUAAAUGACAAGUUUACGGAGUUGAGUUCCAUAUUGGAACCUGGAAGACUUCCAAAAACAGACAAGGUUGCUAUUCUCAAUGAUGCAAUCCGAAUGGUGAAUCAAGUAAGAGACGAAGCACACAAGUUAAAAGACUUGAACACAAGCCUUCAGGAGAAAAUCAAAGAGUUAAAGGAUGAGAAGAACGAGCUGCGUGAUGAGAAGCAGAAGCUGAAGAUUGAGAAGGAGAGAAUCGAGCAGCAACUGAAUGCGAUUAAGACACAGCCUCAGCCUCAGCCUUGUUUCUUACCGAAUCCGGCGACACUCUCUCAAGCUCAAGCUCCUGGAAGCAGCAAGCUUGUUCCUUUCACAACUUACCCUGGAUUUGCAAUGUGGCAGUUCAUGCCUCCUGCUGCUGUUGAUACCUCACAGGACCAUGUCCUUCGUCCUCCUGUUGCUUAA
Molecule: messenger RNA, 693 nt
Organism: Microthlaspi erraticum
Lineage: Eukaryota; Viridiplantae; Streptophyta; Magnoliopsida; Brassicales; Brassicaceae
Source: the annotation of a GenBank genome assembly